Messenger RNA from Branchiostoma floridae (Florida lancelet), 2698 nucleotides. RefSeq lists its product as uncharacterized. Lineage: Eukaryota; Metazoa; Chordata; Leptocardii; Amphioxiformes; Branchiostomatidae. The transcript is spliced from 15 exons. The record is from RefSeq and is a predicted model, not a curated record. Bases 24 to 2417 code for a protein of 797 amino acids.
UCUCUGGACAGAAGACUUUCCUGAUGCCUGUCCAUGUGCAGGGUAGUGUCAUCUUACAGAUCGGCCUGAUAGAUGAGGUGAACUUGUCCCAGUUGGCAGACAACACCGUGGACACCUGGUCUGAUCAGGUCAUCACUGCAGCCAAGACCAUCCAUGGAAAUGUGCACUUCUCAGGGGACCUUGUUGUCCAAGGCUUCUUGAAUGGGAUACUUGUUGAUGAAUUCAGAAAUGGAGCUGUGACCUUGAUUGGAGAUCACAUCAUCUCUGACCAGAAAAGAUUCCAGGAUGUCAUCAUUACUGAGCUGUCUGUCACAGGGACAGUGACUGGAGUUCGUCUAGAAGAUGUGAACUCACAAAGGGUAACAUUGAACAGGACAACACAGAUCACAGGCAGGAAACUCCUUACCUCUUCAACUGUGAUAAGGAGUCAUCUGACAACGUCUGGGGUUGUAAUGUCAGGACUCCUCACUGGGCUGGAUGUUACUGUCUUCAGCUCUGCCAUCCUGAGGAGGUCCAGUACUCAAGUGAUCAAUGGUCUAUCCACCUGGCAGUGUGUAGUCCGAGCAGAAAGUCUCCAGCUCGGGGGCACUCUUAACAGUGUUGACCCUCAGGAGAUCUGGCUGACUUCAAUACCCACCCUUACCGUACAGGGAAAGGCCUUCAGCUCCCCUCUCAAGAUCUUUGGUGAUAUUGAGUUAAGUCCAGACAAGACCGUGAAUGGAGUGGACGUGUCCGAGUGGGAACACCUGUCUGUGCUGACGGAUGGAGGAGGACAGGUGAAUGGACUGGUGACCGCUGACUCAGUCCACCUGAGGGCCAGUCUGCGGGUCACUGGGUCCAUAGAUGGUGUUGACGUCAGCAUGAUGAUGAGGGUCAAGGGUGAUCAGGUCAUCACUGGGAGGAAGACAUUUGUUAAAAAUGUGGUCAUUUCAAACCAUGCUAGCCUUUCAAUACAUGGCUUAUUCAACAACUUGAACAUGAAGACCCUAAUGCAAGAAGCCCUGAAACAUGACAGUAAUGCUUUCCAAACACCAACUCAUGUGUAUGGGGAUGUGUCAGUCCACGGGCGGGUGACCUUCAGCAUGCCUGCGGGCAUGUUUGAUCCUGAGGGUCUGCGUGAGCACCAUCGGCAGCUGGUGCAGAUGUACACAGAUGUGUCGCAGUACGUGCCACUUCACAACAACCACACCUGCCAGGCAGUCAACUCACUCAACACUUUCUUGUCGUCAGCCUUCAGGUUGCCUGUUCAGUACUUUGAGAUGCAGGUCCUAUUUGAUGAGGACAGUAUAUCCGUGCAUGGGUUUGGGCACCGGAGGCAGCAGUAUGUUAUGGUGUGUGGCUGUCAGUCACUUACCGUUUAUCAGAUGACAUCGUCAGCAGAGCAGCCCCUCAUCGCCGUCUACCAGAGUGCUUUCAGCCCAACGGUUCAUAUCACUUCAUACGUCUUUGCCAAUAGGACAUUCAUAGUAACAUCACAUGAUAAGGACAACUGGUACCCUUCUGUCUGUACAGCAGUAGCAGAUAGCAGCUUAUCUGCCCACAGUACUAUCUAUGAGUGGUCAGGAGAGAGACUGCUGCCUGUACAGACUAUUGUGAGACCACCUGGUCGGUGGGGGAGGGGCAUAUCAGUGGAGCCUUUCCAGGAUGGACCAUUCCAUUAUCUCCUCAUCACAGGGGAGGCUGGGAGAGAGGCCCUUGUGUACCGCUCUACGGCUCUUAGGUAUAGUCUGAUAAAUGGAUUAAGAUUGGGAGGACUACACCAAGUGACCACAGUUCAGUACAGAGGAAAGACUUUUGCAUCUGUCUCUAAGAGUGGUGCCCCCAAGGCCCGUGCACCUUUUACAGCUGACAUUUACCAAUGGCGCCCGCGGAUCCAGCGGUUCACGCCGAUCGCCAUGAUGAACAAGCGCGGCAUUCUGGAGUCUCGACUGUUUGUCGAGGAUGACAACCUGUACCUUGUCCUGCUGACCCGGGUCACUUCCCUGGCUCACGGAACAAGAAGUCAAUUCUCAGUUUACCAGUCCAGAACGAGGAAUCGUUUUGUCCGUCAGCAGCAGGAGAGCCUGCCCAGCACAGCGCAGGACAUCCAGGUCAUCACAGCUGCGGGGGUCACCUAUCUGUGUGUGACAGUGGAGGGGGUCAAGCUCAUGCUCUAUAGUUGGAAAGGUGGCUCAGGUUUUGUGUUUGACCUGUCUGUGACCUUACCUGGACUGAUGAGUGUUGAGAUGUUCACCGACAGCAGACAGACCCAGCUGUACGCAGUGGUGCGGACAGACAAGACUCAGGAAACCAAACCUAUCAUCACAGAAGUGAGGCAGUCUGCAGGGCACACCAGCACUGCAGUACUGUGGGGCAUAUUUCCAGGGGCACCUGUGAAGGAAGUAGGCAAUGCUGGAUCUACCUGCCAUCCAACAUAACACCGAAGAGUGGUCAUCUGAAAGACUGCAGGACAGCAGAGCCAAAUGCUGGUUCAAAGUAAAUCCUCAAGGGGCAGGCAAGAAAAGAUGGGGAAGGGAGGGUAGGGUAUGUGGAAAGAAAUUUUGUUGCUCUCCUUUAUUUGAUUAUAGAUCACAAAAUCACUCACUCAGAAUAUCAACCAAAAUGCUUCUGUUUUGACACCAACACUUAAAGCAAGUCCAUACCUUCUAGUUGUUAAAGUUUUUCCAUUCAUUCCACCAUCACACCCAGGGUUGACAAU